This is a messenger RNA of Apis laboriosa (Himalayan honeybee), 1273 nucleotides long. RefSeq names its product protein FAM8A1. The record is from RefSeq and is a predicted model, not a curated record. Lineage: Eukaryota; Metazoa; Arthropoda; Insecta; Hymenoptera; Apidae. The transcript has 5 exons. The coding region runs from base 66 to 998 and encodes 310 amino acids.
AUAUAUAUAUACAUAUAUAUAUUGUAAAUACAUAUAUCCGAUCAAUUCUUACAAAAUAUAAAAAUAUGGCAGAUGAUAAAAAUGAAGAUACAAAAGACGAUAAAUGCAAAGAAAAUAAAGAUCAACUACAAAUGAUAGCUGCAGAAGAACGUUUAGAAUAUUUUAAAAAAUUAGAAAAAUGGUUACAUGAAGCUUAUGCUUGGCAGAGUAUGGCUGCAAUGUUUCCAUAUUAUUUAAUGUCUGGACAAAUAAUAAAUCCAUCAUCUGGUGUACCAUCAUUCUCGUCACAAGUAUCAAAUGUAGCAAAUACACAUAGGUUAAUUGUUGGCACAAAUGGUCAAGAGAACGAUCCAUUCCGACAAAGAAGGCCUCAAGAUCAUGUAGGACCUCCAUUCCAACCUCCUGGAGCUGAAGGCUUUGAAUAUCGUAUACCUCCAAUAUGGAAGAGAUUUGCAGCAGAGUUUAUAGAUUCAACAAUGUUGUUUCUUUUGAAGUUUUCCAUUACUUUCUUUGCUAUUGAUGUUUUUGAUUUCAUAGAUAUAGAUGAUCUAGACUUGGUACGGGCAAAUUUGAGAAUUGAUUAUAAAAUGGCUUUAGAAAUGACAUAUGGUAUAUUAGUAUUAGAAAUAAUUCAUCGUGUUAUAGUGUGCAUUUUUGAAGCAUUUUGGCUUCAACAUGGUGUAAAUGGUCGUAUUGGUGGUGCAACACCUGGAAAAUCCAUGAUGGGAUUAAGAGUUGUUCAAUGUCGUAGCGUUACACCUGUUGAUAGACCUGAUGAUCCUGAUGUUGUACUUGUUUCUCCAGGAACAGAUUUAGGUUUACCAUUAGCAAUUGGAAGAUCAAUUGUGAAAAAUAUGAUUUUAGCAUUUUUAUUUCCUAUAUGUUUUGCCUUAUUUUUCUUCAGAUUUAAUAGAACUGUUUAUGAUUUACUUUGUAAUUCUAUUGUGGUUGAAGAUCCUUACAGAAACUUAAAUAAUAAUAGACUUCAUCAACAAUAAAAUAUCAAAAUAUCAUUUAUAUCUAUAUUGUAUAUAUUGAAUGUGUGUACGAGCGUAUAUAAUAUGUACAUAACAUUUAAAAUUAUUGACUAUUGCAAUAUUAUGAAAUAUUUUUCUAGAUGUAUUAUGAAAGAUCCUAUAAUUUCUGGAUAUAUUUCUGAAACAAAUCUACAGGCUGUUCGAGAACAAUAUUUAAUUAUCUUGGAAUCCAUUAUAUUGAGAUUGUACAAAUUUUAUCUAAUACAGUUAUUAUUAAUAAAACAUUUUAUAAUUUA